CGUCAUUAUGUCAGUGGCCCAUCCAUGACUUCGAGAUAUUUCGGGUCGCCCUCUGUUCAGCAAAUCAACACAAACUGCCUUGUGAAUUCGGCAAUGUGCAACAGCCCUCGCACUGCCAUAAAGUUGAAGUAUGUGUGCAUUGUUAGAGUUCAAGAACCUUGAUGCUGCAUGAGCUCCACCAGAAGGUCCAGCUCCGAUUCAGCUGCCGAGGUGCAGAGGUUGAUGCCGAAGGCCGCUCCGCGCUGCACCUCGCCGCCCUCAGAGGAGGAGGAGGUUGAGCGCCUAGUGACUUCGGGAGCUGAGAUUGAAGCCACAGACGAGGAAGGCCUCACGCCUUUGCAUUUGGCAUCCGAAGCGGGCCACCUCCACGUGGUCGACCGGCUCACGGAAGCCAAGGCCGACUUGGAGGCGAAGGGUGGCGCCGACAGAGGGGAACCGGAGAGGCUUGUGGGCUCGGAAGGCUUGGAAGGUCGAUCAGAUUUCUGAGGGGGGUUCAAAAUGCCAGGAAGAGGGAGAGUAGAAUCGAAGUGAUAACGAGACGCGUGACAGGCCUGAAUGAAAUGAUGCAUCAGUUUGCAUGGGCCCAGAACUCCUAAUUAUCAACGAGCAACGGCAGCAUCUAUCGGCCCUGGCGGCGCCGCUUCCCUCAGAAUCUGAGGCCGAACUCCACUGCAUUUGGCGGCGGAGAAGGACCACUGUGAAGUGGUGGACCGACUCUUGGCGGUGAAGGCCGCUGUUGAGGCACAGGAGAAGCGGGGC
Molecule: messenger RNA, 759 nt
Organism: Durusdinium trenchii
Lineage: Eukaryota; Dinophyceae; Suessiales; Symbiodiniaceae
Source: the annotation of a GenBank genome assembly